CAAUUCCUUCUCCUCCUCUUCUUCAUCAAACAUUGAAAUCAUGAGAAUUCUGAUUCCCACCUUUUCUUUUCUAUUCUUCUUCUUGAUCAUGCUCUCCAGCAUCCAGUUCUCAAGCAGCCGCUACAUCCACAGAAGCUUAAGCAAUGAAGCAGAGCAAACAUUCAGAACAGAAUUCCCUGCAGAAGCUCCUCAAGGUUCAGCAGGCACAGAUAAGAAUCAGUCAGUCUAUGGAGUCUCCCAUAGAGGUGUUCCAGGGGGACCAAACCCCCUUCACAACUGAAUCAUAUUCCUUAAUAUAUGCAGAUCUUUACAUAUGUACUUAGUUACACAGAUUCUAGGCAGCUUAUUGAUAUAUAUUGCAGUUCUUUUUGUUGUCUGUUUCCUUGUCUUAACAGAGAUUCGAACAUAUAUAGUUACAGAUUGAAUAGAAUGCAAAUGAUGGGUUUUAUUAUCACAGUCUUUGCAGGAACUGUGGAUUGCAUUUGAGUCAAAUGGAGUAAUCAAUAAUGCAUUGAAAUGGGGAUGAAUUUCAGUACAACAAAUAGUGUAUUUAAUU
Rubroshorea leprosula is the source of this 556-nucleotide messenger RNA. The record is from the annotation of a GenBank genome assembly. NCBI's taxonomy places the organism in Eukaryota, Viridiplantae, Streptophyta, Magnoliopsida, Malvales, Dipterocarpaceae.